This is a messenger RNA of Dermacentor silvarum, 11744 nucleotides long. Its product is annotated as oxysterol-binding protein-related protein 6-like. The coding region runs from base 417 to 3374 and encodes 985 amino acids. Gene Ontology annotation, cellular component: cytosol; plasma membrane; intracellular membrane-bounded organelle. The transcript has 22 exons. Gene Ontology annotation, molecular function: cholesterol binding. The record is from RefSeq and is a predicted model, not a curated record. Lineage: Eukaryota; Metazoa; Arthropoda; Arachnida; Ixodida; Ixodidae.
GCGCGAGGACGCCGGCGGCGCGCGGGAGAACGCGGAAGGGUGCGCGCGCGGACGGCGAAGCGAGCGCGCCGCCGACGGGUGCCGCGGCGUGGCGACCGUGAGCUCCGAGGUUGCGGCCUUCCCCGCUGCCGCCGCCAGCCCAAGUUUGAGCGUCGUCUCGAGCAGUUGGCGCGCGCGCGCGGUCCCGCCACACGACGACGUCGACGGAGAGCGGUCCCCGCUGACGGCCGAGCGACUUCGAUUUCCGAUUACGGCACAUCGCGGGCUCACUUUUUGACGACGACGCAGGAGGAGGUGUCGGCCACUUGUGGGAGCUCCAGGGUGCUGCAAUGUGCCGAGUGCUUGGCCCGCUAGCUCGUGAGCCGCAGCAGCCAUUUGCACACUCAACUCUCUGGCCCCUCUGAGGGAGUGCCAACAUGGAAGAGCCCCAACCAGAAAUGGCCGCCACUACAACCGCCACUACCACCACAACUACCACCAUCAAUAACAACUCGGACUCGGAUGCCAGCCCUGGCCGGAGUAGCCCAGCAUCUCAACAAAGUGAACCUGGCAGCCGAGCAGCCCCAGAUGCAGCAGCCACUCGACCAGACGUGCCAGCAGCAGCCGCUGGUUUGAGUCGGCGUCGCAGAGCAGCUGACUGGGAAAUUAUGCAGGGGCUGCGCACAGGCCAGCGCUGUGAUGACAAGCCAAAAAAAUUUGAGGGCUACCUGCUUAAGCGCCGCAAGUGGCCACUUAAAGGAUGGCACAAGCGUUUUUUUUGUCUUGAGAAGGGGAUCCUAACGUAUGCAAAGUCUUCAACAGAUAUGGCAAAAGGCAAAAAUCAUGGGUCAGUUGACCUUGGGCUUUCUGUAAUUUCCACCAAAAGCAAAGGGCGGCGAAUUGACAUUGAUGCUGAGGAAUUUAUUUAUCAUCUAAAGGUAAAAAAUCAAGCGCAGUUCCAGCAAUGGGUGUCUCAGCUGCAGCACCACAGGCUCUACCGACAGCAUGAAAUUACUUUUGGUAGCCGGGAGGCACCCAAGAUGACCUCUCCUGCUGCCGAGGACUCUGGCGGUGUUCCAGGGGGCAAUGGACCAUCAGGAUUCGAGCUCAGCAGUUUGCCCUCAGCUAUGCUGCUUGAUAAUUCUCGUCUAGUUCGUAGCCCGUUAAACCAGCAGCAGAGUCGUGUGGCUGCUUGGAUCCUGGACUCGUCGGCUAUUGACCAUGGGAACAAAGAUGCUUCAAUGCUCCAAGAGAAGCUGUUCCAUUUAUCGAAUCUACUGCAGCUGAUUGAAAACAGUCCAGGCGCAAUGUCUUCAAAUUACCUUGAGAUCCCUGAGAUGGAGCAUGUAGUUGGAGGUCAGAAGAAAGAUCGCAAGCGGUUCCACCUGAAGCGCAUUCGAAGAGGCAAAAAGGACUCUGAGCCAGGUGUUGCAAGCAAAGGGGGCAGCAGUGGGAGCAGCAGCAGCGGGAAGCCACCACUCAAUGUGGAAAUAACAGUGUCACAGGAUGCAGCUGGCACUAAUGAUAUUUUUGCCAGCAUGGACAACCUGACGGAAGCAAAUCGCUCUGAAAAGUCGGAUGGACCUGCAAUGCUUUCAAUUCGGGACAUGGGCUACCUGAGUUGUUCACACCCUUCAUUGGCAUCAGAUGGGACACUGGUUGGCCCUGUGCCCGACAGCACUGCUCUGGCUGCAUACUGUUCAUACGACACUACGGGUGUCUUCAAGCACAUGGAGCAGUUUCUCUCUCUGGCUAAGGAAGUGCAUUCGGGCCUGCGAACCAUGCUACGCAGCUUACAAACCGAGCGGGAGCGCCUCAAGCAGCAUUUGGAGUCGGAGAGCGCUGCCAGCUGUGGCAGCAAUGUUGCAUUGAUUGCAAACCUUAAGAAUGCACUGACACAGGCGGUUCAGCAGAACUAUGAGCUUCGAACCUGCCUUAAGAAGAUCCAUGAAGAGACUGAUCCAUCAGCUUUCCCAGCACCUGAUGGAUCUGCUGCAGAAAGUUUUGAUGAGCCAACGCUUGUGCAUCAACCUGUGCAGCAGUCGGUGUCACACGAGAGCUCGUCUGCACUGUCAACAUCGGAGUUCUUUGAUGCAGCUGAAAAGUUGUCACUGAGCAGCUCUUCUUCAGAGGAAGAAGAAGAGGAGGAAGGCAGCUUUUGCAGCGAGGUGUCUGAUGACGGCACUGAAUAUGCACCCGGUGCUGAGGGCAACCUCAGAGACCGCCCGCCACUGUCUCAGGGGCGCCGUUCAAAGCUGCCAGCUCCCAAACCUGAUGCAGGUGAUACAAGCCUGUGGAACUUAUUGUGUAAAAACAUUGGCAAAGAUUUGUCCAAAGUGAGCAUGCCGGUGACCAUCAACGAGCCCCUAAACAUGUUACAAAGACUGUGUGAGGAACUGGAAUACAGUGACCUGUUAGAUAAAGCAGCUGCAACUGAAGACCAUUAUGAUCGAAUGGUGUGCAUAGCUGCAUUUGCGGUCUCUGGCUACAGCUCAUCCUAUCAUCGAGCUGGGCACAAGCCUUUCAAUCCACUGCUCGGAGAAACUUAUGAAUGCAUUCGAGAGGACAAGGGUUUCCGUUUCAUUGCAGAGCAGGUGAACCACCAUCCACCCGUUUCUGCCUGCUACGCAGAGUCUAAGAACUACAAGUUUUGGCAAGAUGUUAGGAUCAAAACCAAAUUUUGGGGAAAGUCUAUGGAGAUCCUCCCAGUGGGCUCUGUUCACCUCGAGUUGUUGAGCUCUGGAAGUCACUACCAAUGGAAUAAGGUGACCACAUGUGUGCACAACAUCUUUAGUGGCCAGCGGUGGGUGGAUCAGUAUGGGGAAAUGACAAUCCGAGACCUGACCCAUGAUGUGACCUGCAAGUUGACUUUUGUAAAGGCCAGCUAUUGGUCUGACAAGCGCCAUGAAGUCUUUGGAACUGUGGUCAACAAGCAGGGAGACGUUAUUUGCAACCUCUCAGGGCAGUGGACCGAAGCAAUAUACUGUGGUGUUGCCCCUGCAGCAAAGUGCGUCUGGAGGCCUGGAGUGAUGCCCGAGGACUAUGAGCUGUACUAUGGUUUCACACGGUUUGCCAUUGAACUCAAUGAACUUGACCCACAAGUGGCUAAACUGUUGCCUCCAACUGAUUCAAGGUUCCGGCCAGACCAAAGGCUGUUAGAGGUUGGCAACAUUGCUGCAGCUGAAGCAGUCAAGUCUCAACUGGAGCAGAGCCAGAGGGAACGACGAAAGCAAAGGGAAGAAGAGGGCGUUGAGUAUCAGCCAAUGUGGUUCAGAAAGGAGACAACGAAAGAUGGCAAGGAGCACUGGACUUACACUCACAAAUACUGGGAGACUCGCACAAACCCUGGCUUCGGCAGCAUCUCAUUUCCAGAAAAGCUUUGGGAUCCUCUUUAACAUAACAGGGCUCACUCACGCACAGUGCCAGAGUGGUGGUAGUAGUACAUGUGGAUCUUUCUUGUUUUUUUUAUUUGUUGAUGUUACAUUCUUUUGUUGAUGUGCAAGUGCACAAUCGGCAUUUUGCAUUAUUUUCCACCUUUAUUUGCACUGCUUGUUCUUUUUCUACUCUGAGGGUGUGCGCCUGAAUUCAUUGUGUCACUAACUGUAUAAGUGGCAUUUUGUUGUUUCACAAGGUGACUACCUCCGGUACAGUGCACACAUCGAAGCAUGGUAUACUCAAGUCUUUGUUGUUUAUUGAUUGAUGCUUAUCUGUUUGGCGCACAUAUCAUGCAUAUUCGGUGCAUUUUAAUUAGUGUUAAUGCUGCUCCUACCCAUGGACUUUCAUGCUGGCAGAAGGACUCCUGCUGGCAGGUGAUAAUUGCUGGGGCAUUCUAGUUGUGUGACGCUUGUGAGUUUUGUAUACUUUUCAAGUUUUAAAGUAUAUAUAUGCCGCUUCAGAUUGUUCUGUUUGGUGACUUUGACCUUGUAGUACCUUUACCAGGGGUCUGCAAAUAUUGAAUUAAUUUUGAUUCUUUUUUUAUGCUUUGGUAUUAAUCCAGAGUAUGCUUGCCUGAAAAACACAGAAGAACUUGAUUCAUAUAUUAUAUAUACCAUUUGGACUGGGGUACCAGUAGGCGUGUUAAAUAGAAGGUGCCUGCUUUGUGAAGUAGUCAUUGAACUUUUAGUAGAACAGCAUUUUUUCUCAAUUUCACAUAUUGAUAAUUUAUCAUUGUUGAACUGGUUCUGGGGAAAAAAAAUAAAUAAAAAAGUGUGAGACAUUGCUGUAAAGUGUCACAUCUUAGAAUUGUAAAUACAACGUGAUAGCUUGUUAUGUACUUUUACACUUUGUAUUGUAGAACCAACAAUGCAAACGAACCAACAAGCUGAAGACAUUCAGGAGAGAGUCACUAUGCUUGUCAGGUUUUUUGCAUGCUUGUUUUCUGAAACUCCCAGGGUCAUGACAUUUGGGAGUAAUUUUUGUAUUGUUCAGUACUUGUGGAAGCAAUGGCUUAGUCAGUGAAACAAGUGAGGUGGUGUGUGAUUGCAUGCUUAUGCUUAUGGACGUUCCAUGUUUGUCUCACGUUUUGAAUGAAUGGAUAUAGAAUCAUUGAAUCUAUAGUUUGUAUCAAAAUGCAUUGUCACAGAGUUAUUGAGUUGCACAUUCAAUUCCUGGCCUUAAGAGGGGCGGAAAGCAAAAACGGCCAAGUACUUAGGUUUAGUAAGAGAGUGGCGAUGUGGGCUUGUUGGUUGUUCACCUUGAGAGUUGUAGCGCAGACUUAGGUUCACAUUAAAAAUGUGAAGUGGUCAAAAUGAAUAUAAAGCAUUUCACUACAGGAUUUGUCAUAGGCCAGGUAUUGCUUUUGGGGUGUUAAACCUAUCAAUCAAUCAUCACAUAAAUAUUAGUUUUUUUUUUCUCUUUUAUGAUUUAGGCAAGUAAUUUUAUAUUCAAUGUAAACUUGGAUCUUUACUUUCUGUUGACAGUGCUUCAGAAAAACCACAAUUUUGAUAUUUGCACACCCCUGGUUUAUGGAUACCGUUUGAGCGGCCAGAUUUUACGGCACAUUGAAGCAAUGUGUUUGUAUUAUUUGUUAUAAGAAUUUUAUCAUUUACUCGCUGCCAUGUCAUGAGAUGCCAAGGACUACAUUCUGCAGUGCUGGUGCGUGAAAACUACUUUGUCAGGUUUGGGUUGCUGUUGAGACCCUCGAGUUUGCCUUAACAUGUGGGACAGUCUUGACCAGGUGCACUGACUGGCCCACGUUCUUACCUAGCCAUGUACCAUCCCGAUACAUGUGAUGCUUCCAUAUAUAAGUAGGCAGGCAGAGUUCAAUGUCUAUACUGCGGUAGUCUUUCGCUCUGUAUAAAAACGAGAGGCAGCCACUCUUAUACAUAGAAAGAUAUCCCAUCUAGAAUUAAGUUCACUUUUUUUUUUCUCCUGGUGUUGAUAAAGGGGCCCUAAAACACCCUCGCCCUCUUUUUCCCAGGUGUCUGUCAUUUUGCGAUCUUUUAACGAUAUUGCAUUGCUGUGCAUUCAAUGAAAGUUGCAAUCAGUUGGUUUCCUUAUAUGGGAAUGUACAACAUGUUUGCAAGUGCAUUGAUACGAGGUUAAAAAUAAAUGGGUUCACAGUAUUCAUCUUGAGGAACUUGUAUGUGUCUCCCUUUGUAGCUGCGUGCUACUUUCAGAUAUAUGGCAAUUUUCUCUUGCUAACAUCUUCCACCUUGCAAAUUUCUGCGUAACUGAUUUGGUUUUUAAGUUUUUCCUAUGCUUCUAGUUGUCAAAUAAUUCACCCUUGUCCUGCCAUCUGCUAGCCUAUCAGUUAGAUUAGGUUGGUAAAAUGACUUUCCUCAAAAGGCAGUAGUCUUAGGUUUUAUCCACGAAGCAGGACAAUUUUUUUUUUUCAACUGCGAAGCUUUCCUUCCAAUUAACCCGUAUGGGGUUCCUUGGUAGCUUCAUGCUACAUUCACGUGGAUACCAACUUUCUCUUGCAUGAUUAUACAUGGCUGUGUGACCAGCUGAAGGGGUGCCUUGGUCCUGCCCCUAUUCAGUGCGCUUGUGAUGACAAGAGGAAACGAAAAGCCUGAAUGACAAAGACUGUAGCAUCAGUGAAAGGUGUUUCAGGGCCCCUUUAAAAGCUGCUGUAUGUAGCAGUUCUAGAGACAGAUUUAAUAGGGCUAGGCAUUGCUUUCCUUUUUUUGUUUUACUUGCUUUGGCAGUUGAUUUAAUUGUUUUAUGCUUGUAACCUUCAGCUGAAUCCUGCAGGCAGGUAUGUCAGUUGUAGUUAUACAUUCAUUUUGAAGUGAAUUGUGUUUUAUGAGUAAAAGGCCACUUCAUGUGGCUGUGUAGUGCUUCUUAGUCCAAGGAAUGUGGGUGUGCCAUUAAGCCAUGAGACACACAUUGCAGACACUGUGAUUUGUUGAAGUGUAGGCAGGCAGAGGAAACUGGAAUGCUGUCUCCAAAAAAUAAAGUUGCACACAAGCUGAAAUGUUUCAUAAAUAGAAGCAAGUGGCAAUAGAGGUAGUGCCUCAUGACGAGAGAGAGCCAAACAAACAAUUUUAUUUGCACAGUCCGCUUGCGGAAAGGGUGCUACAGUCCCGUGAGCAUGUGGAGCACUGGUGACUUGAAUGCAUUUGUGCAGUUGAGUCAGUAAUAAUGGCAGUAAUAAGAAAACAUCAGUAAUAAUAUAUAUAGUGUUAACUUGAUGUGCUCUAAGCUUCUAAGGUGGAUUUUACGUGACUAUUGUAUAUUUAAAAAAAAAAGAAAUUGCUGGUACAGGUUGGAGAUACAAAGGGUAUUUUUGUCUAUGUGCAUCCAAUUCAGUUUCUCUACUUGACUGUCUAUUGGGCAGUGGUAUGUUACAUUUAGGUCUGCUGAAGCAUCUCUUCCUUUUGUAGAACCAUUUGUCCCUGCUUUUUGGCAGAAGCAGGUAAACUAACUGCAGAAAAAUGCACCUAUUGUGUUGGACAAUGUUACUUAAGGUGGAUAUUUUUCCUGAUCUUGUCACAUUUUAAACAUUACUUUUUCGAGCAUUUGCUUAGUGAUGUAUCUACUAUGCAUUACCUAAUUAUUUAUAUUGUUGCAAGGUAUGCUGAGGGCAAAGGUAUGGGAUCAUGUUGAUGGUAACUGACUUAGUCAGCAAAGUUCUACGUGCAGUUGGUUUGUUCAUGCAUAGAACUGUUCGAGUUACUUUCAUUAUUAGGUGCUGCCCUUAGUACUCCUGUAACAAGGGGGGAAAAAAAGUGUGCAUAUGAUACGAUUGUUGCACUGUCUUUGUGUUGUGUUUUGUUUGUACAUUUGUGACAAUCAGAAAUAGUGAUGCAUCAUGAUGACUAUCAGGACAUGCUGUAGACAAUUCUUGGCAUGCUUUGACCAAAGUUAUUGUCAAGUGAUGAGUAAAAGCUUGCUUAAGCUACUGUAAGAGCUUUAGUGAUGCUUAAUCAUGUUUUGCUUGCUUUUUUUUUUCUCUCUCUCUCUCUUUGGAGCGCAUUUGAUUCUAACAGACUCUUGCCUAGUAUUUACUUGUUGAGUGGCAACUGUUGCAGUUCUGAAUGCUGAGAAAUGAAAAUGUACGAAAGAAUUUGCGUCCACGGUCCCUGUGAAAGGCGACACCUCUGCUUGUCAAGUGAUAUACCUGAACUUGUAAAGCUCUUGUGAACAGGCAUGUGUGGGGGCUUUUGUACUGUUAAAGAGAGCAAGUAACAAUGAAGGCUUGUGGUUUUUGUUUGCAAGAGGCGCAUGCUUGCAAGCCAAGGUCUGUAUACACUAAAAAAAAGUUUACAUCUUCCACACUUCUUGCUGUACCAUGGUGCCACUGUGAUGAUGGAAGUUGUUGCACUGCAUAUCCCUCUGAAUCAAAGUCUAGCCUUCUGUGCUCUUGGACAUCCGUGCAGUUGUUUUUGUCUUUAAAAUGCUUGUGCAAGCUCAAAACAUAUUUUGGUAGCUGCACUCAUUGCAUUUUCUGAAUGGCCUAAAUGUGAAUCAAAGGCUGGUCCUUGUGGCUUCUUCUUUGAAGUAGCAAGCACUUUUAUUCUCUUACUAAAAAAACUGUAAAAUAAUUUGCAUUCCCAUUUGCUGUCCUAGCUGGCAUUUGUAUAAAGGUAAGGUGCACGAGUGUGGCUUUCCACCCAGCAGGUAUGGAGAUUAGUAUGACAGGGAUAAUGUAUUCUUGCACAUUUUGGGGCCUUUCUGGCUCAAUAUGUUUGUGUGCCACAUUUAAUUUUAUUAGUUCUUACGUUUUCCUAUACACUGGUUCUUUUAAGUGGCACAUUAUGUGUAAUUCGGCUUAAGGUGUAAAUUCACCAGUGUGUUCCAGUUUCAUUAUGGACUGAAUAAGUUAAUGUUUUCUGGUGCUUUUCAAGUUUUAUAGUGUUGAAAUGUUUUUAUCUAGUAGUUGUGAGGAUAGAAAUAUUGUGCCACCCUGGCCUUGUUGGAUGUGGUGUAGCAAUUUAUGGUGCACCUUGCUUGUUUGCUUUACUGCUAAGUGCAGUAAUGACUCAGAAACACCUUGAUUACUGAAAAGCUAGAUUAAUGAGGAGUGUUUAUGCUUAGAAAGAGAUGCGGAUUGUCAACUGUGGGAAGAAAAAAAAAAGUAUAGACUGACGUUUUUUUUCAAAUAUUUGUUAUCAGCAGCUAGCGGUUAAGAACUCUAGUUUAGUAAGUUUAUUUCCCUGUGUGAAUACUGAGCAUAGCAUGGUUUGUAUAACAAGGUUCUAGCUUAAUGAGGGUUGUACUGCUUAGUGAGUGCUGGAUGGGAUUCCAUCUUCCUGGUUUUGUGCGUACAUUUAUAGGCCGGAACAGGCCUUCAAGAUAUUUUUCUGGAGACCACCAUGUUUCAAGCUGAGCCAUUUGCCAACUGAUCGUUAAAGUUCUUACUUUGCAAUUUUACAGUGCUUGUUUAGGCCAGCAUACAUCUUUUUCUUGUGAGAAUGUCACUCACACUUAGGUCAUAAAAUAUUUGAUCCAGGUGAAUUGUCAUACUGGUUAAUUGACAUACAGCUAUGAGGUGUACCUGCUAAAGUGCUGGAUAUGUUAAUAUUACAUAAAUUGUUCAUGACUUACAUAGAAUAUAUCUUUGCCCACUUGUGGCAUGUGAAACAGUUUGAGUGGCUUAUUGCACUUUGGAUGUUAAUGUUACAUCUGAUUGCUUGACUCUUUGGGCCAAAGUAUAGCUAGGCAGUGAUGGGCACCAACUACUUGUAUGUAGUUACCCUUCUGUGCCGCCCUUUCUUGUAGUUUCGACAACUAGUUUACUACUUUUCAAGCAGUGUAGUCAGGACGACCUAAUGACUACUUUCUGGGCAUUGCAGAAGCCUUCAUUGUUAGGCAAUCCCCGAGUACUGGGUUUUGCACUAGCUUACUAAAUGGUGCAAAAUGUCACAAACACCGACACAAGCUUCAUAUCUGUUAUAUAGCUGUAAGAUUUUGUCGCAGAAAACAUUGGAAGGCAUGUUGUGCACACAUAAAGGGUGUUUGUCCAGGCACCUACUCAGCAUUGGUUUAUGGCAGCAAGGGUCAUGACAUUUCUUGCAUUUUGAAUAACCUUUUAUUUUUGCAUAAUCAAGGGCCAGUGGCAUGUAUGGUAGCUUCAAAGUAAUCAUAAUAUUAAUAAAAUUUUAUUACAAACAAAGCUAAAAUUAUACAUUAGUGAGCUGAACCAGUGUAUGCAACUUAUUUUAUGACAUAUGCCUAUGUGGUGUCAGCGUUAGUAUUUAAGGUAAUGUACUCCACUAAUUUGUUCCUAUGUGGCACAAGUAAGCAUGUCCUGUAAGACACCUUAGCUCUGUUAUCAUCUAUCUGUAGCUUGAAUGGCAAGCGCGUGCUUCAGUGUUUUGACAGAAUUUAGGCAGAACUUUACGCAAAGCUGGUCAUUAUAUAUACUGUUUCAUCUGGAGUCCUGCUUAGUUGCCAUGGUGUGUUAUAAAGGUAUUGCAGAUUUGAUCCCAUUUAGCAUAGGGGUGGGAAGGAAUGUGAAAUGAAAUUUCUCCCAUACAGGGUAGGGUGGGUAUCUUCCAUUGUAUUUUCAGGCUAUGCUAGUGAAGUACUCCACAAGUAUUCCAUACUAAGAUAGCCUUGUACAAAUCCUUUGACAUUAAAGGUGCCCAAUGUACUCCUAAGAACAGAAAUUGUUGUGCAUUAACUAAUGCCAUUGGGGCAGCAAGUGGUGCUCUUUGCUGACAGUGCAUAUGUCCUCAAUUAUCUUCCCUUUGCAUAUGCAUAAAAUGAGGCACUGAACAUUGUCUUGCCAGUGCUUGCUGUCACCUCAUCUUCAUGGAUUAAUAAAACAAACUUCUAACAACACCCGCCAAUCAUCAGUUUCUCAAAAUAGAGAGGUGCCACAGCAUUGUGCCCUAUUUCACAGAGUCCAGCUAAUUUUUUUUUUUUUUUAAUGUGUGUAGUCACCAGCUUGAGAACUUCGUGUGAAACUUUUCAACAGGAGAUUUAGGCCCAUAUUCAAGAACACAACUUAAGUUGAAACCCAUGCUUGACUUGAUUUAUAUGACGCCUGUCGUGAACGCGUCAGAGGAAACGCAAUGAGCGUCCUGGGCGCAUUCACGCUAGGCGUCACUCAGAUUAAGUCAAGCAAGGGCUUGAACUUAAGUUGCGUCCUUGAAUACGGCGGUUAGUUUGGUGAAAGUAUAUUGUUAGGUACAAAGUAAUUGUGGUAUUGUCAACCACUUUCCUUUUUAUAGUUGUUUUUAUGUGGGAACUACACAAUUUUUUCUACAUGUUUGCAUGUUAGCUCUUACAUAGCACUACUUUCAACAAUUUCUUUCUACGUGUUUUAACGUCCUAGACUAAGCAUGCUUUUUUUUCAGCAUAAUCAUGUUCUUUGGCUUCUCUUCUAAACUCACUUGGUGAAAUGCGAUAGACAGCAUGGCGGCCGGCGCUUUUUGUGCCAGUGGUGAUCGCUGGGUGAUCGCUGAUGGGGCCGAAUGCAGUUACGAUGCAUCGAAAAGAUUCUCGCUUUCAUCUGACACAAAAAUGCAUCAUCUCAGUGUCACCAGCGCUCAUCGGUGGUGCAAAAAAGUGCCGGCCGCCAUGUUCUCCGAGUAUCGUGUUUCAGUCGCAGAGACACACAAUGCAUACUAAAGCAAUGUUACAUGCAGCAAGAAAGUGUGACAUUUUAAACAUGCUUAAGACCUUUGCACAUUCAAUCAUUGAGAGCAUACCAUGCUGCCAGAGUCUCAAGUUCAGUGCAAUUAGUUCAAGUGAUCAUUGAAAUUACCUUUUGUUUCAUAGUUGUGGAUACAUGCAGCUUCUUGAAGAGUAGUUUAAACUAGUUGUAUAACUACUAUGUUAGCUGCUGCCCAUCACUGUAGCUAGGAUAUAGACGUCUUACUGCUGGUACAAGCAAACAGUGUUUAGGGGAGAUUUGUUCCAUAUCAUAUUCACCAGUAGCAUGCUUGAUAGGAGUUUCAGAAAUACUGUUUAGCCACCUGGAUUUAGCUACAGCAGCUGUAGUUAUGAGUCAUUGACUAGCAGCUUGCUGAUGACAGGAGUUGAACGUUCACUCUAGUUGGCAUAUAGGCUUGGUUUUUGUUUUUGUAGUACUUAUUCUUUUUUAUCCUUUUGACAAACUGAAGUGCACCUCUUUUGUCUACUGCUUUCCUUCAAUCUCUGAAACAAUCCUUGCUUGCAGAUGUUCCUAAAACAGGUGUUAGGCCAUUCAAGCAAUAAUAGCAGCAGAGUGAACCCACUUAUACCUCUUCUUUUUAAAAAAAAUUGUUGCAUGUUUGUGCAAGCUCAAUGCUUUUCGACACUGCGUUUUUAUUGUUGUGAAAAAUAAAGUGGCAAAGAGGCUGUUAAAGCCAUGCGCUUCUGGCACAGACAAA